Morus notabilis is the source of this 739-nucleotide messenger RNA. RefSeq names its product glucan endo-1,3-beta-glucosidase-like. Gene Ontology annotation, molecular function: hydrolase activity, hydrolyzing O-glycosyl compounds. The transcript has a single exon. The record is from RefSeq and is a predicted model, not a curated record. The annotation marks the transcript as partial. Gene Ontology annotation, biological process: carbohydrate metabolic process. Gene Ontology annotation, cellular component: plasma membrane. NCBI's taxonomy places the organism in Eukaryota, Viridiplantae, Streptophyta, Magnoliopsida, Rosales, Moraceae.
UAUUACUAUAAGCAGGUAACAUCUCCACACUCUCUAGGCAUACUCUCAAGGUCCGAACCCCCAAGCCUCGGCCGGUUCCGCCGGGGCUACGACAGGGCCAUUUUCACUCCGAUGCUCAAGUUCCUCCGAGACACCAAAUCGCCAUUCAUGGUAAACCCCUACCCCUACUUCGGCUACUCCCCGCAAAUGGCGAACUACGCCCUCUUCAAGCCCAACCGCGGCGUCCGAGACACCAACACCGGUAUCACCUACACCAACAUGUUCGACGCAAUGCUCGACGCCGUCCACUCGGCCGCCAAGUCCGUCGGCUACGGGGAUGUCGACAUCGUGAUUGGCGAGACGGGAUGGGCCUCGGCCUGCGAAUACCCGGCGUGUUCGGUGCAGAACGCGAGGGAUUACACUACCAACCUGAUAAGGCAUGUGAAUUCUGGGAAGGGCACGCCAUUGAUGCCCAACAGGAGGUUUGAGACUUAUCUGUUUUCUUUGUUUAAUGAGAAUCUUAAGCCUGGUCCCACGGCUGAGAGGAACUGGGGGCUCUUCCAGCCGGAUUUUACUCCGGUUUAUGAUGCUGGGAUUUUGCGCAAUGGAGUGCGGGUAAGUUUAAUUUCUGCAUUAUAGUUACUUAAACUAGUAGAUGAUAGUCAUUUGAUUUGGGGAAUGGAAACACCUCUUCGCUAUAGCGUAACGUUUUAAAGUGCAACAAAAAAAACAAUGACAAUUAAUAAAAUUAAAUUCUUAU